This is a messenger RNA of Ceratosolen solmsi marchali, 2716 nucleotides long. RefSeq lists its product as uncharacterized. The transcript is spliced from 5 exons. The coding region runs from base 6 to 2642 and encodes 878 amino acids. NCBI's taxonomy places the organism in Eukaryota, Metazoa, Arthropoda, Insecta, Hymenoptera, Agaonidae. The record is from RefSeq and is a predicted model, not a curated record.
UAUCAAUGGUAAAUAUACCACUAUUGACCAUGGAUGAUUAUGGGCUAUUAGAACCAACAGAUGUUGGCACUAUGACUAUAGAUUAUGAUCCAAAAGAUGAAUUCAAAAGACGAAUAAAUCGUUGGGAUCAAGACGAGGUUGUAUGUAUGCUGAAUUUAAUAAAGGAAAAUAAUUUUGUUAGCAGAUAUUCUGUUACUAAGAUGUCUAGUCUUUUGAGCCAAUUGAUGCUCAAAAAAGGUUGGAAUCGAACUGAUAGACAGGUACAUCAAAAACUAACAACUAUGAGAAAGAAUUUUUUAACUUGUGAAAGACAAAAAUUAAUAAAUGGUACCUUAAAAGAAUGUCCUUUCUUUAAAGAACUUCGUGAAAUCUAUAGAGAUGUAAAUAAUUCUAAUGGUAUUGAUUCAGAAGACUAUGAUACAAGUAGUCAGGAUGAGUGUUUGAUAAAAUUUCCAAAUGAUCCAGUAGACUGGAAUAAAGGGGAAAUUCAAAAAAUGCUUAAUAUAAUCAAAUCUAUGAAAUUGAAAAACGAACUUACACUUACGUUUUUUUCUCCAGUGGCUGUCAGAAUGAUUGCAGAAGCCAUGCAAAAUGCUAGCUUUGACAGAAGUAUAGAACAAGUAAAAAAUGCACUGAUUAAUUUAAGGACCAUGUACAUAGAUUAUAAGAUAAGUUUCGAUAACAAUGAAAAUCCGAGAGAAUGCAUAUUCUAUCCCUGUUUAGACAUAUUUUGGGGAAAAGAAUAUAAAAAGUGUCGCUUAAAAGAGAAACGAAAAAUAAGAUCAGAUGAUUCUUGGUCCAUUGAAGAAACUAUUGUUCUUUUAACUUUAAUACAGGAUUUAAAUAUUACUGAAGAUGCUUAUAAAAAUACUGAAAAAGGUGCUGAGGAUUUAAGACAAAGUCUAGCAGAAAACGGUUAUUGCAGAUCUAAACAGCAAAUUAUGAAUAGAUUAAUUCAAUUAAAAACAAAUUUUCUUAAUGUACAUACUUCAUAUGCAGAAACUGAAGCUCUACAAAGAUUUCCUUAUUAUAAUUUGUAUAAGAAGCUUUUUGAACGACAAUUUACUCAUGAAAUGAUGAAUGAAUUAAAUUUUAGUACCAACGUUCAAAAUAAUUCAAUUGAAUUCAUAAAUUUCCAUGAGAAAGCUAAAGAAAAAUUCCAAAAUAGUAAUAAAGAUGUAGAUUGGUGUACAAAAGAAGUAAAACUUCUUCUAAACACAGUUCAAGAAUUAACAUCUGGAUCCUAUUCUAAUGACAGUUUAGAAGAUGAAAAAUUACAAAAAUUAAUACAUAUUUUGAAGGACGCUGGUCACCAAAAAACUGCAGAACAAAUAAAGUAUAAAUUAGUACAACUUAAAAAUUUGUAUUUAAAAUGCAAUCUUGAAGACAGUUCUGAAACAGAUAUUUUUGAAUGCCCUUUUUACAAUGAAUUACAUACUAUUUUUCAUACACCAGUUUCUGAUGAAAGGUACGAAUUUAUUCAAAAUCUUUUAACGGAAAAUUUGGAUCUGAAUACGUCAAAAUCCUCUGACCAUAGUUACACAAAUAUUAAACUUGGCAACUCAUCUAGUGAAAAUACAGUGAAUGUUAAAGUGACUGUUGUGCCAAAUAAGUCUUUAGAUACAUGGUUUCCCAUUGAAAAUAUUAUUGAUGAAGAUAAUAUAACUACAUCAUCGCUUAAAUUUAAUAAUUUAAGUACGGUUCAUACAAAGGAACAAGAGCAGAUUAUUGACGACACCUUUCUCGCCAUCCUUCCUAACAACAGUAAUAAUAAAAUUGGUGAUGAUUGCACAAUACCUGGUGAAUCAUUUUUUCUCAAAUCAAAAAAUAUUGUAGUUCCAGAGGAACGUGUGCCGCAAAUAAUAACAAAUGUUGCUCUUGAUCAAGAAAUAACAACUACCACUGAUCAAGAGAUAAAAACAGAUUAUUCAAAAAUUUAUAAAUAUAAUGAAAGUCCUGACAAACAAGUAUCUAAUUUAACCAUGGGGUAUGUUAUUACUGAUAAGAAAGAGGGACCUCCAGCUAAUAAGAAAUUGAAAAUUAUGGAAGAUGAAAAGAUUUUUAGUAAAAAUAAAUUCUUACUAAAACCUGUGGACAUGAAUCCUUCUUCUUUAAACAUUACAAACACUAAGUUCGUUCGUUUGAUUGUUGCCAAUGAACCGAACAAAAAUAAAGUUAAUCAUAUUACUGCUCAUAUAGAACCUAUGAAUAUUAAUAUGACAAACUCAAUGAAUUCGAGAAUAAAUUCACCGAUCGACAGACCUGAUAUUUCUAAACUACCAACUGAAAAAAUUUUAAUAAAAGAAGAGUCAAAUAGAUAUAAAUUAGAUAAUAACAUGGAAACGAAUGUUAUUAAAAUAAAAAGUCAUGAUAGUUUGGAAAAUAAUUUUACAAAUAAAAAUUCCUAUAAUAUUGAAAAUAAAAUAUCUGAAACAAUAAAGGAAGCGGUACAAAAAAUAAAACAGCAUAAUGAAUUAAUGCAGCAAAAACAUCAUGCUUGGAUGGAAAAACAAUUUGAAAUUCAACGAAAGCAUAAUGAAAAUGAAAAAAAAAUUCUAACAAAUGAAUUGAAAGAACUGAGAAAUAUUAUCACAGUACUGUUAGCGAAUAAGCAGCCUUUCAUGAAUAGUCAGAAUAGAUAGAUGUACAUUUUAAUGACAAACAAAAAUACUUUUUAUUGUAAGAAUUGUCAAGCUUUAAAAAUGUACAAAACUCA